AAAGAAGUAGUAGCACAUUAUCAUUAGACUUCUCUCUUAUUUUCUCACAAAUCUCCCAUCUUCCCACGUCUUCUUCUUCUUCUUUUUCUUCCUCUUCACUUCCAUUUCUCUGCAAAAAAAAAAAAAAAAAAAAAAGAAGAAAAAUGUUCUGUUUAAUCCCAUUUUUAUAUUUUGAAUAAAUGGGGAAAGCAUCCAAAUGGUUUAGAGGUCUUCUUGGCCUCAAAAAACACGACUCAUCACCCCCUUCUAACCAAACUCCAAACCCCACUAAACAAACAAAGAAAAAAUGGAGCUUUGUUAAAUCUUACAGAGAAAAAGAAAAAGAAAAAGACUCUACGUUUAUUAAAUCAUCACACUAUGGUGGUGGUGGUGGUGAUGGUGUUGUUGCAUCAAAUUCACUUGAAAACAACGCUGUUGUUAGUGGCAGUGUCAGUGUUGUUGAUCCGACAAAGCGUGCGAUGGCUGUCGCAGAAGCAACUGCUGUCGUGGCAGAAGCUGCUAUUGCUGCCGCACAAGCUGCUGCUGCGGUGGUGAAACUCACUAGUAGUGGUAGAGCUACUACAACUACUAGUAUUAAUAAUAACAACAAUAAUAAUACUAGUGGUGGUACAGUGAUGACGUGGAAUGGUGUUUCUCUAAGUUCCUCUACGGUGGCUGUUAAAAGAAAAGGAGUCUCAGUUGGUAAACCUGAAGAUUGGGCUGCUGUUGUUAUACAAUCACAUUUUCGAGCUUAUUUGUCGAGGAGAGCUUUAAGAGCGUUGAAGGGGCUAGUGAAGCUUCAAGCACUGGUGAGAGGUCACAUUGUGAGGCAACAAACUGCUGAUUAUCUACGGCAAAUACAAGCAAUAACCAGAGCUCAGUCGAGGGCUCGUGCUGGGCGGUCACAGGUCUCAGGAUCCCCUCACUCGAGCACUAAGUCUGUUCAAUUUCUUCAUGCUAGUCCUACAACUCCAGAGAAAUUCGAGCAUGUUAUCCGCGCAAGGAGCUUGAAGCACGACGAAACACUUCUGCUCAAGAGGAAUACCUUGAAAUCAAAUUGGAAGGUGAUUGAUUCGGAAAAGGCACGAAUUAGAUCCCAAGGAUCUUCUGCAAGGACCAGUUCUAUUGAUGAUGAAAAGAGUUGUGACAAGAUCCUCGAGAUAGAUACCGGGAGACCAUAUGCUACGCCUAAACAAAGGAACCUCUUUCACUCCUCACAUCUUAGCUUGAAUUCUGAACAAUACAGCUAUAGCUUAACAACAUCGAAGGAAUCGACAGCUCAUCAAACGGUUCCCAGCCCAUCGUCCUGUGGAAAUCAUGAAGAUCUUGAUGAAGCUUGCUUCUGUACUGCUGACAAUAGCCCUCAGUUUUACUCGGCUUCAUCAAAAGGCGGUAGCUCAAAGAGGGGCCCGUUUACUCCAACUAAGAGCCACGGUUCAAGCAGUUGCUUGAGUGGUUACUCUGAUCAUCCUAACUACAUGUCCUACACCGAGUCCUCGAAGGCUAAGGUACGCUCAAUGAGCGCACCGAAACAGAGGCCUAACUAUGAGGGAUCGAGCUCAACAAAAAGGUACUCGAUUCACGGGUACGGUGAGUCAAGAACUAACUCACAAAAGGGUUCGUUUUACGCCAGCUUCAGUGGUAAAGCUUAUCCCGGUUCAGGUAGAUUAGACCGGCUUGGUAUGCCGGUUAUUAGAGCAGAUCCAUCUGGAUUCAGUGGCGGUCUUCGACACAGAUACUAAGCAGAUUGUAGUUGAACUUUUCAGUUUUGAGUUUAUAUAACUGAUUAUGCUAACCAGAUGUAGCUAAUUAUGAAUAUCUAAUGUGUUUUGUUUGAACCACGGCGCUAGAGUGAAGUAUUUUAUGUCUAGUUUUAAUGUUACUUGGAAAAAGAAUGCAAUCUCUUGGUAGUGACUUAUAACCACAUUGUUUGGUA
This is a messenger RNA of Lycium barbarum (goji berry), 1915 nucleotides long. Its product is annotated as protein IQ-DOMAIN 22-like. The coding region runs from base 180 to 1721 and encodes 513 amino acids. The transcript has 4 exons. Lineage: Eukaryota; Viridiplantae; Streptophyta; Magnoliopsida; Solanales; Solanaceae. The record is from RefSeq and is a predicted model, not a curated record. Gene Ontology annotation, molecular function: protein binding.